CUAAUAAAGAUUUGUUGCCCGCAUCCGCCCUAGACAUUGCCAAACCGUCGAUCUACAAAACCCUAGCAAGUCCAAGCCCUCCCGUACUAUCUAUCUCGCCCUGCCCUUAAGAUUUUGUGAGAGCAAAACGGCCGUCGACAAUGGCGUACAGGGAUCAUACGGUGCUUCAGGUUUCUUCUUCUUCGUCCACCGCUAGGGUUCACCCGCUCGUAAUAUUCAACAUUUGCGACUGCUAUGUCCGGCGGCCGGACCAAGCAGAUCGAGUAAUUGGUACACUUCUUGGAUCAGUGUUAUCCGACGGUUCCGUCGAUAUUCGCAAUUCCUAUGCCGUUCCACAUAGUGAGUCACAAGAUCAGGUUGCUUUGGACAUUGAUUACCAUCAUAACAUGCUGGCAUCCCAUCAGAAGGUGAACCCAAAGGAAGUCAUUGUUGGCUGGUUCUCUACUGGAUUUGGAGUUUCAGGAGGCAGUGCACUAAUCCAUGAAUUUUACUCUAGAGAAGUCUCCAAUCCUGUACAUUUGACUGUUGAUACAGGAUUCGAAAAUGGGGAGGCUACUAUCAAAGCUUUUGUUUCUGUGAAUCUGUCACUUGGGGAUCAGCCUCUUGCUGCACAAUUCCAUGAAAUUCCAUUGGACUUGCGUAUGAUUGAAGCUGAGCGGGUUGGAUUUGAUACGCUGAAGAAGACAUCUGUUGACAAACUUCCCAAUGACCUAGAUGGAAUGGAAGCCUCUAUAGAGCGAUUGCUAGCUCUAAUCAGUGAUGUUUACAAAUAUGUUGAUGAUGUUGUGGAAGGACGUAUUUCACCUGACACUAGUUUGGGAAGACUUUUGUCUGAGACCGUAAAUGCUAUUCCUAAACUAUCACUGCCAGAAUUUGAUAAGCUUGUCAAUGACGGCCUUCAGGAUCAAUUGCUCUUGCUAUAUUUAUCAAGCAUCACUAGCACACACCUUAGCUUGGCAGAUAAGUUGAACACUGCUGCUCAGAUCCUGUAGCUCUGCUAUUGUCUUUUUGCAAGGGUUGCCAGUUGUGACACAAUGUGGGGCUCGGGUGGUGUAUUGUCCCUUACUGGUUUCUAGUUUUGAGAUUAUGUACUCUGUUUUCUCUCUUUUUUCAUGAUAUUCUCUCCCAACUUUAUGUUGAUAACUCCUGAUGAACCCUUCACACAUUCCAAGUCUCUAAUAUUUCUUGCAAUUUUUAAUGUCCUUGAGAAAGGAUAGGAUGCUAAAGAAAACCCUAGAAAAAACAUGACAGUGUUCU
Molecule: messenger RNA, 1257 nt
Organism: Cuscuta campestris
Lineage: Eukaryota; Viridiplantae; Streptophyta; Magnoliopsida; Solanales; Convolvulaceae
Source: the annotation of a GenBank genome assembly